UUGGGGCGGGCUGCUGGCUGCUCCCAGCUGCCGGGACUCCACAGCCGAGCCCUAGGGCUGCGGCGGCUCCCUGCGCGCGACCCGGCGGGCCCAGUUCGGCCGCGGGGAGCCUGUGCUGCCUGUUUGUCCGUCCCGGCGGAGCCCAACGCGAACGCCUCGUGCCCGAGCCGGGCGGGGGCCAGGAUGCGGAGCUGAGCGCCUUGAGCCGGCCCCAUGACCCUGAGCACGUUGGCCGGCCAGAAGAAGGCGCCCCCCGCCUGCACCUGCAGCCUCGGUAGCCCCGACAUGAUCCCCUACUUCUCCGCCAACGCGGUCAUCUCGCAGAACGCCAUCAACCAGCUCAUCAGCGAGAGCUUUCUAACUGUCAAAGGUGCUGCCCUUUUUCUACCACGGGGAAAUGGCUCAUCCACACCAAGAAUCAGUCACAGACGCAACAAGCAUGCAGGUGAUCUCCAACAGCAUCUCCAAGCAAUGUUCAUAUUACUCCGUCCAGAAGACAACAUCAGGCUGGCUGUGCGACUAGAAAGUACUUACCAGAAUCGAACACGCUAUAUGGUAGUGGUUUCAACUAAUGGUAGACAAGACACUGAAGAAAGCAUCGUCCUAGGAAUGGAUUUCUCCUCUAAUGACAGUAGCACUUGUACCAUGGGCUUAGUCCUGCCUCUCUGGAGUGACACCCUAAUUCAUUUGGAUGGUGAUGGUGGGUUCAGCGUAUCAACAGAUAACAGAGUUCACAUAUUCAAACCUGUAUCUGUGCAGGCAAUGUGUAUAUCUUUCAGGUCUGCACUACAGAGUUUGCACAAGGCUUGUGAAGUGGCCAGAAUGCAUAAUUACUACCCAGGCAGCCUGUUUCUCACCUGGGUGAGUUAUUACGAGAGCCAUAUCAACUCAGAUCAGUCUUCAGUCAAUGAAUGGAAUGCUAUGCAGGAUGUGCAGUCCCACCGACCCGACUCUCCAGCUCUCUUCACGGACAUACCAACUGAACGUGAGCGAACAGAAAGACUAAUUAAAACCAAAUUAAGGGAGAUUAUGAUGCAGAAGGAUUUGGAGAAUAUCACAUCCAAAGAGAUACGGACUGAGUUGGAAAUGCAAAUGGUGUGCAAUUUGCGAGAAUUCAAGGAAUUUAUAGACAAUGAAAUGAUAGUGAUCCUUGGUCAGAUGGAUAGCCCUACACAGAUAUUUGAGCAUGUGUUCUUGGGCUCAGAAUGGAAUGCCUCUAACUUAGAGGAUUUACAGAACCGAGGGGUGCGGUAUAUCUUGAAUGUCACUCGAGAGAUAGAUAACUUCUUCCCAGGAGUCUUUGAGUAUCAUAACAUCCGGGUAUAUGAUGAAGAAGCAACAGAUCUUCUGGCUUACUGGAAUGACACUUACAAAUUCAUCUCUAAAGCAAAGAAACACGGAUCUAAAUGCCUGGUCCACUGCAAAAUGGGAGUAAGCCGCUCAGCCUCCACUGUGAUUGCUUAUGCAAUGAAGGAGUAUGGCUGGAAUCUGGACCGAGCCUAUGACUACGUGAAGGAAAGACGAACAGUGACGAAGCCCAACCCUAGCUUCAUGAGACAACUGGAAGAGUACCAAGGGAUCUUGCUGGCAAGCAAACAGCGGCAUAACAAGCUCUGGAGAUCUCAUUCAGAUAGUGACCUCUCAGACCACCAUGAGCCAAUCUGCAAACCAGGGCUUGAACUCAACAAGAAGGAGAUCACCACCUCAGCAGACCAGAUUGCCGAGGUGAAGACCAUGGAGAGUCACUCUCCCAUACCUCCUGUCUUUGUGGAACAUGUUGUCCCGCAGGAUGAAAAUCAGAAAGGCCUGUGUACCAAAGAAAGAAUGAUCUGCUUGGAAUUUACUUCUAGGGAAUUUCAUGCUGGGCAGAUUGAAGAUGAAUUAAACCUAAAUGACAUUAAUGGAUGCUCAUCAGGGUGUUGUCUCGGUGAACCGAAAUUCCCUCUCGACAACUGCCAGGCAUCCAAAGCCUUAAUCCACUCUGGACAGGCCCCAGCAAUGGCCAACAGGUUCCCAGACUUAGCAGUGGAAGACCUGGAGACGGAUGCACUGAAAGCAGAUAUGAACGUUCACCUACUGCCUAUGGAAGAACUGACAUCUCGCCUGAAAGACCUCCCCAUGUCUCCUGAUCCUGAGUCACCGAGCCCCCAACCCAGUUGCCAGACUGAAGUCCCAGAUUUCAGUACAGACCGCAUUGAUUUUUUCAGUGCCCUAGAGAAGUUUGUAGAGCUUUCCCAAGAAACCCGGUCCAGAACUUUUUCCCACUCAAGGUUGGAGGAACUGGGUGGAGGCAGGAGUGAGAGCUGCCGACUGGCCGGGGUGGAAGUAGCCCCCUCCGAAGUGACAGCCGACGACCAGAGAAGCAGCUCUUUGAGUGACACUCCCCAUGCAUCUGAAGAAUCUUCAACAGAUGAGGAACAGUCAAAGGCAAUCUCAGAACUGGUCAGCCCAGACAUCUUCAUGCAGUCCCACUCAGAAAAUGCAAUUUCAGUCAAAGAAAUUGUCACUGAGAUUGAAUCCAUCAGUCAAGGAGUCGGACAGGUUCAAUUGAAAGGAGACAUCCUCUCCCACCCAUGCCAUACACCAAAGAAGCACACUGUCCAUGAGCUGCCCCCUGAGAGGGCCCAGGCCCCAGAGAGCAGACCUGGAAAUCAGAAUGAGGGUUCCUGCACAGCCCAGCCUGAACUAGGCAAAGACUCGGGGAGGGGGGACCCAGAAGGCUGCCUGACCACACACUCCUCCACUGCAGAGUUGGAAGAAGAGGAACCAGCUGAGGGGGAACAGGAGCUCUGGGGCCCAGGGAUGCACCCAGGUGCCAAGUGGUGCCCGGGUUCUGUGAGGCGAGCCACCUUGGAGUUUGAGGAGCGCUUGCGGCAGGAGCAAGAGCAUCAUGGCACUGCUUCUGCUUGUACCUCGUCCACGCGCAAGAACUCCAAGCAUGAUUCUUCUGUGGCAGACCCAGCACCAAAAGGGAAGAGUGACGAAGCCACCCUGGAACAUUCAUUUGUCCCCAAGGAACUAGAGAUGAACAGGGGCAAAGGGAAAUGCAGUGGGUCCGUGGCUGGCUCACUACUCCAUUCGGAGCAAAACACCAUUGUUACAGCACUGGAGCUGCAGGAAUUGCAUGCCUCACCAGGUCCUCUUGAGUGCCCAGGGUCAGAUACUAGAACGAAGCAGGACGGAGUCCUGAAGGGGCAGAGGACUGUGGUUUCAUGCCAGGGAUCUGAGACACAGGCAGCCCCUCUUCCCCUUCCCAAGGAAGUAGACAUCAUUGAGUCUUCCCACACAGUUGUGUUGCCCAGUAACACUGGGCCAGGGAGUGAAAGAGCCCCCAGUGGAAAGGGUAGGGAGCAGGGACUGAGGGAAGUCAAAGUGGAGAAUUCCAACACUGUCCUCUGUGCCCUGGAUGAAAAUCUGAACAGGACCCUGCACCCUGACCAAGUUUCUCUGAGCCCAGAAGUGCUACCUCCGCCUCAUUCUUCUGAGCACGACAGGCCCAUGAACCCAGCCUCCACCCUGAGCAGCCCCGAGGACUGGGGCAACAGCCUGUCAGCAGCCCUGGAGACCACAACAGCUUUUGUCAGCCACUCAACCCACGUACCGUCGGCCCACUCAGAUUACCUGUGUCCCCAGACAGUGGUUCACCUGGAAGGCUUCACAGCACAAAGCAGCACCACAGACAGCAAGCCCUCCACAGAGCAGGAGAGCUGGGAAGGAAGUCAGGAGGGUCCCUGCCCCAGGGGCAGUGAAGUGCAGUAUGAGGGCUCCCAGUUACUUAGUGAAGACCUAAGUUUAAUUAGCAAACUUGGUGACAAUAUUAAGGAAUUACAAGAAAAACUGGACCCAUCCCCUGUAGCCUGUCAACUCCCACAUCGCUCCGGUAGUGACAGUGCCCAGGGUCUCAGCCAUAGCCCCGGUGUGGUGAAGGAGCACACUGAAGAAACUGAGUCCCAAGUGACUCACCAGGUAGGGCUCAUAAAACCAUCUCAAAUGAGGCGUUCAGCUUCCCUCGCCAAGUUGGGCUACUUGGACCUUUGUAAAGACGGUUUAUCUGAGAGGGAGCCUGUCUCCUCUGAGUCCCCUCAUCUCAAACUGCUUCAGCCCUUCAUCAGAACAGACUCAGGCAUGCAUGCCGUGGAGGCCCAGGAGCCCCCAGAAAGCCCACGUGUCCCCCAGAACCUGGAACCCACCAAGUAUUUUAUAGAGCAACUCAGAACGACAGAGUGCAUUGCGCAGAGCAAGCCAGUGGAGAGGCCCCUUGUACAGUAUGCCAGGGAAUUUGGUCACAGCCAGCAGUGUCUGCUCCCCAGGGCAGGACCUGAAUUGACUAGUUCUGAAGGAGGCCUUCCUUUGCUGCAGACCCAGGGACCGCAGGGUGCAGGCCCAGCCCCAGGGCUCACUGUGGCACCCCGUCAGCAGCAGGGCAGAACUCACCCCCUCAGGAGACUGAAAAAAGCAAAUGAUAAAAAGCGGACAGCCAACCCCUUCUAUAAUACCAUGUGAUUCUGAGCCUACACAUGUGACUUUCUAAAAGAAAUGUUUGUAAAAGGGACAGGUGUAAUAUGUAAGGAACAUGCACUUUAUUGGUUAAUUUUAUAAUAUUUUGGUCAUUUUACUGUUCCUGGCGCAUGCAGGGUUUGGGGUUUUUCCUCUAUGUAUGUGAGAGAGAUUGAUUUGGACAGCAAGACCAUUGUACCUUUUUUUUUUAGAAAAUUCAAACCUCAAAAAAUACUCAUUUUCAAAGAACACCUUUAUCAAAGGCAAAUUGCUGUUUUUCAGUCAAAUGCCACCUGCUCCUCAUUUUGCCCUCAGAAAAGGCAUGCUUGAGGAAAGAAGCAGGUGGGGAGGGUGGGGUGAAGCCAGAAAUUGGAAAUACUCCCCCAGGCCUGUGUGACGAUGGGCCGCAGAUGAACAGCAGAUGAGCUGCAGGGCCGCUGUGUCAGAGUGCUCUCAGCCUGGAGCCCCGGCCCAGCCCAGCCCACUGGAGUUCCUUACGUGGACCAAUUCUGCUUUGCUUUCAAAGGAGAUCUUCCAGAAAAUGGGUCUGGGUAUUCCAGAUGUCACCAUUAUAGAAAGGUAUGAUAACGGCUGGCUUUGUGAACUUACCACGCAAAGAGUCUUCUCCCCAAACAAAUAAUAUUUGAAUUCAAAGCGAACCCCAAAUGAAAUCUGAGAGGUCCUCUGUAGAGGAAUGUGUAUGAGAAGGAGUUGGUGAAGUCGGGGGUGGAAAGGCCGCUGCCCCAUAGUUUCCGGGUUGGGGGCUCCACACAGGUGGUCAUCCUGGCCCUCCCUGACAGGAAGCAUGUGUGCAGCAUCCUCCCAACUAAAACACAAUAGGGGUAAGUUUGAAAAACAGCAAUUGAAAGUCAGUGUGUUCUUGUAAAAUGGAUACAUAUGUAGGGAUUAAUACGUCCUUUACUUGAAUUACUCGGUGGGCCUUCUGAGUUCAGUGGCCAUAUUUUUUUCCAAUUUAUUCUCCUCCCUCAUGCAGUUCUCCCAGUGCUGCCUUUAUUUUUUAAUUUUAUAGAUGAUAUUUGAAUUGUUACAUACAUACGUAUAACCUCCAUUGAAAGCAAAGGUUUUUUUUAUAUUAUCACCGUUAACACUUGACCUAAGUUUUGUUUCCUUCUUUUCCUGGAAGAUUUGUCAUUUCUCUACACACAGUAUUUAUGUACAUAAUGUCAUCACUUUGUUACAGUGUUUUGUUAUUGAUGUUGUAGGGCCUUUUUGAUUUAUUCUUUUUAAGGAGUAAAGCUGCAACUGGAAAACAAAUACCACAGAAAUAAAAUUGAUGGGCGUUGGUAGGAAUCUACGGAGAUAUUGACAGUGGUUUUGUUUAAUACAGACUUCUAAUCACCAGCUCCUGCCAAAUUAUGUUAGUAACUUCCUCCUCAGAGGAACCCCUAAAGGCUCCCAUUAGCUCACAGUUUGACUGACAGCUCGUUUCUCUUCGAGACCGAAAUCCCAGAAUGGGUUGUUUGCCAGUAGCUAAACCACAGCCAGGGAGAAUGUUUGAGGGUUGCUGCUUCCUCGGGGUGGAACCUCCUAAUGGAUUAGGCUAAAAGGCUGCAGGGGGGGCUUGGCCAAGGACAGGCGCCCUUCCUGUCUCCAUUCAGGGAGCAGUUGCUUUGCUGCUAUUGUGGAGAUCUUAACAGAGCAUCUGCCACAAACAAGCCUAUUUCAGCUUCUUACGAAAAACAUUUAGUCUGGAAUGAAACACCCUCUGCAGCUCAUCAAAACUGAAGAGGUUUGCAAAUUUGCUUCCUGUUUGCUUUGGUUGAUGUCCACAUUGCUGGGAGACUGAGUACAGACUUGAGAUGUAGGUUUUUGGUUCAUCACAGCUCUGAGAGGAAAAAACAGAUGCACAGACUGUCCAGGUGAUACCAGAGGCCAGAGUUUCGUAGGGGCAGGUAGUAGCGUGACCCAAAGGAGAGAGCAAAGGUGGACUGAGGCCACUCUUAGGUGCUCAAGAGGAGCUGUGAAUCCAGUUGCCAUGUGGAAGCCGAGGUUGGGUCUGUUGUCACUGCCAAGUGGCAGAUGGGACAGAAGCCUCCUGCUAUAAGUGUCUUUAGAGUGUAGUAAUUACAUGUACUUGUGCUGUCCCUAAAUAGUUUCCUUAAAUGUUCAAAUGUGUCAUGCACACAGCUUUGUGAUUCCUGGAUAUUUAAUGUGUUGUAAAGUGUUUUGUUAAAUGGUAUGUACCAGUGUGAGAAAGCUUGCAAGACGGGGUUAUGAUCUCCAGGGCUCAUCCAUUCAAUCUGCCUCUGUCUUAUUGAGACAAUUCCACCACCAGUGUGAUGGGGAAAGGACAGGGAAUUGUAGGGGUGGAGAGAGGAGGAUUUGCAUGGAGGUUAAGAGAGUGGUGUCCACUCACAUUAACCCUGAGAUGGUGACAUUUCUCACAAGAAGCAGAAGUACAAGCAAGACGGACAGCAUUGCACUGUUCUCUCUCCCCACUGGCCACUGUGUUUAAUGCUCAUUCACUGCAUUGAAUAACAACAAAGAUGGGGAGGAAAUCCUUUAAUGCUGUGAACUAAAACAAAAAAAUGAGUUUUUUUAAAGCGUACAGGAAAUGGUCUUGCUCUGCUGCCUUUUUUUUCUUAACUGCAUUUUUUAAUCUAAUUUGCGAGCCUGAAUAAACACAGGGUCUGUAACUCAACCAUGCCAUGGGGUUUUGCCAGCCAUCUCAAACUCACACAGCUGAGCGUCUUGUUAUUUACUUAGGUUGAACAGUGUCCAGGGGAAGUGCAUGACGAGCUAUCAAGGACUUCUCAGACUUUCUUCUCUUCAGACUUUUUGAUAAUCUCUGGUAACCUAUUUCCCUUUUCUGUUCAUGGGUGACCCAAAACCAGAACAGCUGGCCUGAUAAAUAUCUGGGCAGAGUUGAGUAAGAAAAGUCUUGACCUCUUGGUCAGUACCUCUCUAUUUUAGAAACCACCAGCCUGACUCAGCUAUUCUGGAGGGGGUGCGUGGGGGUGGGGUGUGUGUGUGUGUGUGUGUGUGUUUGUGUGUAAGUAUAAACAUACGCGUGCAUGGGGAAAAAAGCCCUGGAAGUGCACAGGUUUUGAGCUGUGAUCUGGAUGGUUACCUGGUCAGUAAGGAGAGAAGCCCCAACCCUUUCCUGAUUUUAGGAACACUUAGGAGCGGUGUGUACUAUGGUAGAUAAGUAACACUGGAGUACAGUAGCAGUCAUCUCAUUUUGGUUGCCUUUCAGAUUCUGAAUGUUUGGGAUCAUUUCUAGCAUCUCGACCUCUUCAGGUUAUUUAUCUAGCAUUUUCCUGGUUCUGUUCCUUUAUCUCAACUCUUUCUCAUUUUGGGAACUACCAAGAGCUCCAAGGACCGUCUGAUGAUGACACCCAGGCUCUGGGGUCCGCCCCUGCUAAAGGACCCCUGACAGGUGCCGUUGGAUAGACCUGACAUUUCUGCGGCAGAGUAGCAACAGAAAUAUUCACCUGUUCCACCUGACGAUUUCAGUUUUGAAGUGAUAUAGGCAUGUUUGGUAAAAAUAUUCUUGUGGGAGUUGUUUUUUAUUUUGUUUUUAAGAAAGCAUUAUGCAAAAAGGGUCACUUUUAAGGGCAUUUAAAAAUUUUUUAAUAAAGCCAUUAUUUGGCUUUUUGACAACUAUUUGUGGAUACUUGUUUACAUUGUAAGUAUUAAAAUGUGCAUCGUGUUGACUGCCGCCCCGCCUACCCCAGGCGCCCAGCCCUGACUGUCGUCCUCUGAGUCCUCACACCACAAGGCCCCAGUGGGCAGCCCUCAUGAGGAAACAGGGAGACUUGGAACUGACUUCCGUCUGUGUCCUGCACUCCCAUCCAACACUCUGUGUGGAAAUAGCGGUCAUUUCCUCAGUGCUGGUGUGUCUUACAGUGAUGAUUGUAAUGGUGAAUGGCUAGUGUUUUUUAUUUUGUUUUGCUUUUUGAUGGUAGAUGAGAUGAAAUUUUAGCUCUUUCAGCACCAAUCCAACUUGAAAGCAUCUUGGACUUUGUUUUCCCUUCCAAACCAAAAGAUCAAGGCAUAUGUCAGGCAUAAAUGUAUUUGCUGCCUCAACUCAUCCAAUGCCCAUAUUAGGAAAAAACCUUCAACCAAAGCAGGAAGCUGCACACUCCUAACCCUUCUCCCAGGGCUGGGGGGCUCUUGAAGCCUUGGAGAGCCACUGAAAGGUAUUCCUGUACUUUUCCAGCCUGGGAGCAGAGGGUGACUGGGCCUGGCUCCUGCUAAGAGCACCAGCCUCAUUUUCUCAGGUCCCCAGAGAUCUAGGACAGGAUUUCUAAACUGGAAUCGUCCCUUGCUGGCUUGAAAAUGCCCCAAGGGGGGUGUAUUACUAGUGCCGCCAUCUGUGCCCACACAGUAAUGCUGGUGGCAGCAUCCUGUAUACACACGCAGGGCUAAGACCCAGGGCUUCACUCGAGCCAGUUGACCCAGUCUGAAAACUUGGGUGACUGGCCCAGAAGUGUUUCCCAAUCAGCAAGUCCACAGGGAAUUGUUUGGUUUUUGUGUUUUAUUGGAUUUUGGUUUGCUUGGCAUAACUUAAGGUGCCUUUUCUUUUUUUCUUUCUACUUUAUUUUGUAGGGCUUGUCCUAAAUGUGGAAAACAAGUCCAAAAGACUCUCCCAUUGACUGUUACCUUUGCCCCAGGCCACCCCAAACUUUUAUGCUCACAUUUUAUUAAAUAAAGCAGGUGCUCCCUGGAAUCUCUGGGACCUUUUUGAGGCAUUUGAAGCAGAAUAUAGAGUGGUCUCAUCUCCUUCCUUAAUCUUCAUGAUGGUUGGGAUGUUCCACUUGUAUCAUAGAUUUUUUUUUUUAUUACUGAUGUGCUCUGCUGUUUUUAAAUGUGAACGUGUGUGCAAAUGUGCAGAUUCAAUGUUCUUGUUACAGAUUGAAUAAAUUUUAUUUUGAAGAUGAAA
Molecule: messenger RNA, 9403 nt
Organism: Manis javanica (Malayan pangolin)
Lineage: Eukaryota; Metazoa; Chordata; Mammalia; Pholidota; Manidae
Gene: SSH2
Product: slingshot protein phosphatase 2
Biological process (GO): protein dephosphorylation; negative regulation of actin filament polymerization
Molecular function (GO): phosphatase activity; actin binding
Source: RefSeq, a predicted model, not a curated record